Trypanosoma rangeli is the source of this 864-nucleotide messenger RNA. RefSeq names its product cytochrome c oxidase assembly factor. Lineage: Eukaryota; Euglenozoa; Kinetoplastea; Trypanosomatida; Trypanosomatidae. The record is from RefSeq and is a predicted model, not a curated record. Gene Ontology annotation, biological process: mitochondrial respiratory chain complex IV assembly. Bases 1 to 864 code for a protein of 287 amino acids. The transcript has a single exon.
AUGCGGCUGGCGGUGAGGCGUGGGGGUCGUCUGCUGCAGCCACGCGACUUUACCCGGCUUGCAUUCUCCACUGCGGAACCACAGAGGCGCAGGGGGUUCUUCUCCGUGUUUCAGCACGGCCCCCGUAGUCGUGCGGAGCUGUGGGGGCUUUGCCUUGGGUGCUCCGUCUUCCCGCUUUCCGUGGCGCUGAUAAACUGGUACGACAGGCAGAAGGAGUCGCCGCCUGAACUGGCACCGGAGUUUCAAUCGAUGCAGUCUGUCAUGAUGACGCCCAAGCAGCAGCUGGGGGGGCCAUUCCGACUGCGGGACAGCCGCACAGGCGCCUACAUCACCGACCAGGAAUUGUUUCAGAAUCACUGGACGCUGUUGUACUUUGGCUUCUCCAAGUGUGCGGAGGUGUGCCCGACAACGCUGCAGUUUAUUACCGAUGUUAUGAGGGCCUGCGAUGCCAGGCUGAUGGACAGUACUGCGUCUGAAGUGAAGAAGCUGCAGGCAGUGUUUUUAAGCAUAGACUCCUUUCGUGACACCCCAGAGGUUCUAGAGAAGUAUAUAGCCAAGUAUGAUCCCCGUCUUCGUGCCUUGUGUGGCAACGCGCAGGAGGUACGGCAGGCGGCCAGCGCGUGGCGUGUUUACUACUCUUCCGUCGAGGAAACGGAUGAGGAACGGGAGGCACGUGAGGCAAAGGGGAUUCCCGAGGUUUACCUGGAUGACACCUACCAGUUUGAUCACAGCUGCGCCAUUUACCUUGUUGGCCCGGAUGGCAAGAUGAAGGACUUCUUCUUUAAAGAGAUGGGACUGGAGGACGCCGUCAGUAGGCUGGAGGUGCACUUUGCAGACAUAUACGGUUUUAAGGACACACGAUAG